Messenger RNA from Andrographis paniculata, 1272 nucleotides. Its product is annotated as gibberellin 2-beta-dioxygenase 1-like. Gene Ontology annotation, biological process: gibberellin catabolic process; response to light stimulus. The transcript has 3 exons. The record is from RefSeq and is a predicted model, not a curated record. Bases 45 to 1037 code for a protein of 330 amino acids. Lineage: Eukaryota; Viridiplantae; Streptophyta; Magnoliopsida; Lamiales; Acanthaceae.
CUCUCACUGAAAAUUCGAAAUUGGAAGAAACUAAAACUAUAAAAAUGGUGGUCCAGUCGAAGACCUGCCCCUGCAACCCAAUCACUGAACAGACAUUCAUCCCGCCAUUGCUGGACCUCGCCCAGCCCCCGGACGAGGCGCGGCGAGCCGCCCUGGUCCGGGCCUGCGAGGACCUCGGGUUCUUCAAAGUGAUCAACCAUGGCGUCCCCCUCCACGUCAUCCAGUCCCUGGAAUCCCACGCGAAAGCGUUCUUCUCCCACCCCCAGUCCCACAAGUCCCAGGCCUCCCCCACCCCCCCCGACCCCUUCGGCUACGGCCACAAAUCCAUCGGCCUCAACGGCGACGUCGGCUGGCUCGAAUACCUCCUCCUCAACGCCAACUCCUCCCCCGACGACUACCGGAAAUUCUCCCCCAUUUUCCCCGCCGACGCUGCCCGCCAUUUCCGGGGUGUUGUGAAUGAGUAUAUUGGAGCAGUGAAGAAAAUGGCGUGUGAAAUUCUGGAGAUGUUGGCGGAGGGGCUGAAGGUGGAGGAGAGAGACGCCUUCAGCAAGCUGUUAAUGGACGAACAGAACGACUCUGUUUUCCGGCUGAACCAUUACCCGCCAUCAUCGGACGGCGGAGAAGAGCUGAUCGGCUUCGGGGAGCACACCGACCCUCAGAUCAUAUCGGUGCUCAGAUCCAACGACACCUGUGGCCUCCAGAUUUUCCUCAACGAUCACCACCGUUGGAUCUCCAUCCCGCCCGAUCAUAAUUCCUUCUUUAUCAAUGUGGGCGACUCCUUGCAGGUGAUGACGAACGGGAGGUUCAAGAGCGUUCGACAUAGAGUGGUGGCCAACGGGGCGAAAUCAAGGGUGUCGAUGAUAUACUUCGGAGGACCACCUCUUAGCGAAAAGAUCGCCCCGUUGCCGUCAUUAAUCAAAGGGGACGACGACAGCUUGUACAAGGAGUUUACGUGGUUUGAGUACAAGAAAACGGCGUACAAGUCAAGGCUCGCGGACAAUAGGCUCGGCCUAUUUGAGAAGAUCGCGGCCUCUUAAUACUAUACUAUACGAUACUAUGUUACUCUAUACAAUUUAUAGUUAUGCUUUUUUUUUUUACCACAAACUAUAUUAUCAAUUUUAGAUUAAAUUAAGGUUUGCGUUGUGUGUGCCUAUGUUAUGUAUGUAUGUUUCGAUAUAUAUAUAUACAUAUGAAUGUAUCUUGAUCGAUAUAUAUAGGCUUCUUAAUAUAUAUCCACGACUCAAUAAUAUAUACUUCUUCGUUGUGGUGUUA